Phymastichus coffea is the source of this 1342-nucleotide messenger RNA. RefSeq lists its product as uncharacterized. Lineage: Eukaryota; Metazoa; Arthropoda; Insecta; Hymenoptera; Eulophidae. The record is from RefSeq and is a predicted model, not a curated record. The transcript has 8 exons. Bases 120 to 1187 code for a protein of 355 amino acids.
UCGAACAGUAAUCAGUGAUCUUUCAAGCAAAGCUUUGUCUACAAAAAAUACAUUACGCAAUUAUGUAAUACAUAAUUGCGUAAUGUAUACUAAUUUUAUUUCAAUUUAUUUUUUAUAAUAUGAGAAAUCAAAUAAAUAAUGAUAAAUGUAAAUAUAUCCUUUUGAGGUUAGAACCUUUCGAUUAUUAUUCAAAGUUUGUCUGCAAGUCAAUACAUGCUGAACACAUUCCAAAUUUUUAUAUAGAUGACAAAAUGCAGAAAUCUUUAUGUUUUCGAGAAAGACUUGAGGUAUUCCACAAAGAUAAUUCAUCAGAAAAACUAGAAUUAAUUGGCCAAUACUCUGUAUCAGUCGAAAGUAUUGGUACAAGAAACCAAGAAUUUUUAGUGCAUAUAUUCUUAUCGAUGACAGUUAAUAAUCAUCUAAUCGUGUCAAAACUGACCAGCUCAGCAACCAAAGAGCUCCACUGUUUACAAGAGAAGAAAUAUGAAUCUUCAGAACUAAAUAAUAAUUUGUGUGAAAAGAAUGGGUACAUAGGGAAUGCAGAUAAUGGCUAUUUCAUUAGAGUUACAGUAAAGUCUGAUGAAUAUAAGCAAUCAAAAACAAUAUGCCUGCCGUAUUGUAGUACAAUGUUUAUUAGCGAUGGUUGUAGCAUAGUAUUAAUGCGAUAUUUGGCUAUGACAGAUUUUUCUGGAAUUUUAAGCUUUGACAUGAUCACAAUAGAAGGAAACAUUGUCAAAUGUGACUAUGAGUGUUCUAGUAUGGAUUUGAACACUACAGAUAUAAAAACUUAUGAGAUUGUACAAAAAUUAUAUCUCAAUGAUGCAGUCAGUAGCAUAAUAAAAAAUAUUUUAUCAAAUCAAGGAAAUCUUUUGAGCAUAAAUUUCAUCAAUUCUCCAUACAUAAUAAAAAUAAAUCCUCAUGUUGAUCAUUGCGUACAUCAGCAAGAGCUAAUUAUAUUACCCUUGAGAUCGACAUGGAAAGAAGAUUUUGAGCUUAACUCACAACAUUUUGACAAAAAAGUUUUUGAAAAAGACAGAAAAAGAAAAUAUCUACUAUUACAUUCUGAAAUAAAUGAGCUUUUAAGUGAUUAUAUUCAAAGUUUACUCUGUACAAAACCAGAUGAUGUUCUAAAAUUUACAAUAGAUCAUUUUCAAAUAUUAACUUCCGAUCAAAAUGGGAAAAUUUGAAAGUUUUUGUACUUAAGUGAAGUAUCUUUUUGUGGAUUACAUAUGACACAUGUUUCCUAUAACAAGAAUAAUAACUUUCUUAAAAAAUCAAACAGUUUUAAUCUUUUGCUUAAUCAAUAAUUUAUAAUAAGGAAAUCAUCAAAAUUUGUACAAUU